Molecule: messenger RNA, 921 nt
Organism: Ilex paraguariensis (yerba mate)
Lineage: Eukaryota; Viridiplantae; Streptophyta; Magnoliopsida; Aquifoliales; Aquifoliaceae
Source: the annotation of a GenBank genome assembly
AUGCUGAGCAAUCUGAAGACUUUGUUAAGUAGGCCCGUUCUCCCUCUAUCCCACUAUCAAUCUCUCUGUGCAUUACAUAUCGAAAAAAUAAAAAUAGAAUCUGCACUUGCUAACAGUGGUGAUGAAGAAGAGCAGGCGGGGACGGUGAAGGUUUUGGUAAUUGCUGUUCUGUUAAAAGUAAUAAUGAGGCGUAGGUUUUCCAUCAUUCAGUGGGAAGCUCUUGCUCUGUUGCUUAUUGGAAUUAGCAUAAAUCAGAUGCGUUCCCUACCUGAGGGUACUACCGCUUUGGGUGUUCCUGUUGCAACGGCUGCAUACAUGUCCACAUUGAUUUUUGUGACUGUUCCAUCUUUGGCCUCAGUCUUCAACGAAUAUGCUCUGAAAAGCCAAUAUGACACAAGCAUUUACCUUCAGAACUUAUUUUUAUAUGGAUAUGGUGCUAUAUUCAACUUUCUGGGGAUUCUUGGAAUUGCCAUUUUCAAAGGUCCCAGUAGCCUUGAUAUUUUGCAAGGACAUUCGAAAGCUACCAUGCUUUUAAUAUGUAACAAUGCAGCGCAAGGAAUUUUAUCCUCCUUUUUCUUCAAAUAUGCUGAUACGAUUUUGAAGAAAUAUUCGUCAACUGUUGCCACAAUCUUUACCGGCAUUGCCUCCGCUGCAUUAUUUGGUCAUACUUUGACCAUCAACUUUAUUUUGGGAAUUACUGUUGUUUUCAUUUCAAUGCACCAGUUCUUCUCAUCUCUUUCAAAAGUCAAGGAUGAACAACAAAAUGGAGUGCUGGAGCGAUUGGACAUUCAGAAUAACAGCUCAAGGGAUUCAUCCUUCAUAAAUAUGGCAGCUGGAGCAAAUGAAGAGGUAAGAAAGUCUGAUCAGCUUGCUUCUCAUCGUGUAGGACAUGAUGAAAGACAACCACUUCUUCCCACCUGA